This is a messenger RNA of Lactuca sativa (garden lettuce), 1597 nucleotides long. Its product is annotated as putative amino-acid acetyltransferase NAGS2, chloroplastic. Gene Ontology annotation, cellular component: cytoplasm. Gene Ontology annotation, molecular function: L-glutamate N-acetyltransferase activity, acting on acetyl-CoA as donor. The record is from RefSeq and is a predicted model, not a curated record. NCBI's taxonomy places the organism in Eukaryota, Viridiplantae, Streptophyta, Magnoliopsida, Asterales, Asteraceae. Gene Ontology annotation, biological process: L-arginine biosynthetic process.
UAUCGGCAUAUCCCCUUCUUCCAAGAACACUCCACGCAAAUUGCAACAUUGACGGUGUAUGUACACAUGUACCUGACUGUAAAACCAGCUCAAAUGCAAUUCCACAAACGUCCAAACUCUCUCUCACAUCAAUCAAUCAAUCCACAAACAUUUCGCUGCAUCUUUCACUCACGAAUCACUAUCGACAGUAGUCCGUACUCAAAAUCAUUCACAUUAUAAUAAUAUUCUACUCGAUCACCGCUUUCGUUUUCAUGGCUGUUCCAAGAUCGAAACCUUUUUUUCCUCUGGAACACCGUCAUUCAUGGUGGAACACGGCGGAAUGUGGUGGUGGAACUUUGAGAGGGUUUGGUGUAAGUAAGAUCGGAGCUAAGUUGGUGAUGAAUUGUAAAGUUAAUGAAGAGUGUAGAAGGUGUCGUGAUUGUUGUACGGACGACGGUGGUCGGAAGAAGGAUGAGUUUGUGGAGAUGAUGAGGGAAGCUUGGCCGUAUUUUGAGGCUCACGGCGGACGAACGUUUGUAGUUGUGCUGUGUGCUGAAAUAAUCGAGAGCAAUAAUUUGGGGGGCAUUCUUGAGGAUAUCUCUCUUCUUCAUGGCCUAGGAAUAAAGUUUGUUCUUGUCCCAGGGACACACGAACUGAUCGACAAGCUGUUAGCUGAGAAGGGAUGCAAGCCCAAGUAUGUUGGAAAAUGGAGAAUUACCGACCCUAAUUCUCUUAAAGCCUCAAUCGAUUCAGCCGGAAGAAUUAGUCAAAUAAUCGAGUCAAAGCUCUCUCCCACACCCUCAUUAAACAUCACAGACAACACUUGCUGGCAUCACAAUCUUACUGUUGCUACCGGUAAUUUUCUUGCAGCCAAGAAAAAAGGAGUGGUUGAAGGCAUUGAUUAUGAAGCCACGGGUGAAGUAAAGAAAAUAGAUGUUUCACGUAUCCAUGAAACACUGGAUAACGACUCAAUUGUGAUCUUAAACAACAUUGGAUAUUCGAGCUCUGGGGAAUUACUAAAUUGCAACACAUAUGAAGUUGCUACAGCUUGUGCUAUGGCAAUUGGAGCUGAAAAGCUUAUUUGCAUUAUAAAUGGGCCCAUAUUGGAUGAAAUGAGCCGUGUUAUUAGGUUUUUAAGUGUUGAAGAUGCGGAUAGGUUGAUCAAGCAAAGUGAAAUAGCUGAUAAUUACGUAAAUGCCAUUGCUGAGAAAGACCAUUCCAAUUCCGAUUCCAAUCCCACGUUCCGGAAUGGAAUUGGAUUUGACUUUGACCAUGGGAAUGGUUUUGCUAUUGGUGAUCAAGAAAGAUCAAAUGGUUAUCUCUCAGAGUUAGCUGCUGCAGCUUUUGUGUGUAGAGGAGGUGUGAAGAGAGUGCAUCUACUAGAUGGGAACAUUUGUGGAGUGCUAUUGAAGGAAUUAUUUCAAAGCAAUGGAGUUGGAACAAUGGUAGCUAAGAAAGAAGAAAAAAGAUAAAAUCUUUUUAUAACAAAAUUUAAGUUUUAUAUGAAACAAUUGCUAGCAGAAUUCAUGUUGAAAACAAUGUGUAAACUAGCAUAUAACUAUCUUAUGUAAUCAUGUAAAUAAAUCAAAUGUUCUUAAUCAGAUUCCAUGAGCAUAAA